This is a messenger RNA of Zootoca vivipara (common lizard), 8371 nucleotides long. It is a transcript of the gene TMEM116, whose product is annotated as transmembrane protein 116. Lineage: Eukaryota; Metazoa; Chordata; Lepidosauria; Squamata; Lacertidae. The record is from RefSeq and is a predicted model, not a curated record. Gene Ontology annotation, molecular function: G protein-coupled receptor activity. Gene Ontology annotation, cellular component: plasma membrane. Gene Ontology annotation, biological process: adenylate cyclase-activating G protein-coupled receptor signaling pathway.
GACCAGCGAAGGCGGGCGGGGCGGGGAGGAGGAGGGGGGCGCUGGCCGGCCGCUCCCGCGGCUGCUCUGCCUGGCUAGCAUGGCUUUUUCCGCGCCCGGCGCUGCCUCCGGAGGGCUCCGCACCCAGGACGCCUGGUCCCAGCAGAUCUUUCCUGUCAUCCAUUGGAUCCAAGCAGUCAUGGCUUCUUUGAGCAUAAUAGGGUCCAGCUCGCUGAUUGGGUAUGCAGUGCUCCAGAAUACAGCCAGAUCCCCCCAGGGACGGCCUUUGUUCUACUUGAGCCUCUUGGAUCUCUUUCUGGGCAUGUGCUGGCUGUUGGGGGCUCUCCUCUACAGUGAAGAGGCUGCUACGUCCGCAAGCCAAGAGGCUGCUUGCUACAACCUACAAGCCACAGGAGAGAUCUUCUAUGUUGCCUCCUUCUUGUAUACUGUCAAUUACAUCUGGCACCUUUACAUAGAUCUGAAGAUGAAAUAUAACCAGAAUCUACAAAACCGGCCACCCCAGAUUCUAAGCUACGCAAAUCACAUUGGCCAAGCAGCUAUCGUUUUUUCCGGCUUUGUCCCUCUCUUAUUGAUGGUUCCCGUGUUUGGGCUGGGCAACUAUUACAAAUGUUUUCAGAACUUCACUGCGGAACAUGGGUGCCUCUUGAUGCACACGGAAGUCAAGUUCAUCACCGGUCCCCAUCAACUUCCUUGCAGUGUGAUGUUCUCUUAUGGCAUCGGAGUAUUUCUCAUCUCAUUCCUGGCCAGCUUCAUUGCUAUCCUGGUUUUGCUUAUCCGAGCCCGGGGGCUGUACAAGAGGUUUCUGAAUUCAACCGGCUACAUGGGCGAUCAGGAGUGGGCAAUGAUUAAGAUGGUAGAGCAAAGAGUGUUUUUGUACCCCAUGAUAUUUUUUUGCUCCUGGGGUCCAGCCUUUAUCCUUGGAAUCUUCAGACUGACAUCUUUGGAGCACACCAGGCUGUACAUGGGAUUUUGUGUUUUAGAGGCCCUGACGGCGUCAUCCCAGGGCCUCCUGAACUGCGCCAUUUCCUGCUGGACCCAGCAUACGUUCCGCUGCAUGAAGCGCAGGGCCUGCCAAGAUGGCGAGACCCAGACGCCACUCCUGCGGUCCCAGAAGAGGUUCUACGAAAGCACACUCCCUGCCGCUGGCCGCCAGGCGGAGGCCAAGUCCGCUGCAGGCUCCACGGUGCUGUGAGCAAGGGAGCUUUUGGAGUCCCUCUAGCUGAGCACCCGAAACUCACUCCUUCCCAUUCCUUUGGCACCCUCCUCGCUGCCACAUAUUGCCAGAGGAGGAAAUGGGCAGCCCAGCCACCUUGGCCCACCAGGCUCCCCACCUGAUCCCACCCAUGCCCUGCCAAGUUAAGAGGCCUUAUCCAGUCCAGCGCCCCGUAACCUACGAGGUGGGAGGGCACGGGCAAGAACUCUGGCAUUCAGAAAAAGGACUGGGUCUACAGCCGGCACACGGAGCAAGACCGCGACUGGCCAGCGGCAAUGGCACCCUCUCCCCCAUGAGGCUUUUGGUGGAGCAGGAAAACUGAGGCUUCAUCAUGGGAGCUGGAUGGUGUGUUUGACAACCAUUAUUUAUAUGGGUGAGAGGGAGGGAGCCUCUUUUAAUUCUGCAACUACAGGAGAUUAUACCAGGACUGUGUUGGAAUCUGGAUGUGCGUGAUAAUAGGCUGCUGUGGGGCCGACUUUUCUUCCCCAGAGCUGCUUGUUUUUGUCGUUUUCUGCUCGACAGUAAAGACAAAAGGGAACAUGCGGCAUUUAUUGUCUUGGAUAUUAUUAUUAUUAUUAUUAGGCAGAGAAACUGUGACUGGCACAAGGGCCACCCUGUGAGCUUCGUGUGUGAGUGGGGAUUUGAACCCAACUCUCUCCCAGACCUAGUCCAGCUCUCCAACUACUGCACCAUCACUGACUCAUACACACACCACACAAUUUUGUGUGUGUGUGUGUGUGUGUACACGCUUGUACACAUCGAGGGGGCCCUUUGAAUACAUUGCGAAUUGUGCACAUCUCUGCAUGCUUAUUUGGAAGCAAGUGCCACUCCUGCAAUGGGACUCCUUCCUGGGCAAGCUUGAGCAGCCACAAGCAUGUCUCUCCUCCAUCAUUUGCUCAGUUUUUGCCAACAUGAUGUCCUCCAGCCGCUUUGGACCAAAACUGCCCCCAGCCCUGCCCCACAAACUGCAGGAAGGGAAUCUUGUGCUCAGGUCCUGCUAGUGAGUUUACCACAUGCCUCUGUUAGGCCACUGUAAGAACAGGAUGUUGGACUUGAUGGGCCAUUGGCCUGACUCGGCAGGACUCUUCUCACAUUACGUCUGCUGUUUCACCCUGGAUGAAAAGUGCAAGUGAGGGGAAGCCAAGGUUGUACACAUGGUUUAUUGUGCAGACCCAGUUCCUAAAUGCUAGUGAAAUGAUACUUAGAUGGCCCUCGAAGUUCUAAGUUUAGUCACCCAACAAGGACAAACUGUUUUACUACUGCCAGGUUACACAGCACGGAGUGUAACAUUUGAUUUCAUUAAACUAUUUCGGUGCAUUCUUCUUAAGGCUUUCGCAACUGGGGGGGAAAUGCAAAUUUUAUUGGAGCAAAGACAGCAUUACAACUGCUCCUAUUAUAAGGACUAUAUACAGGGGAAAUUUAUUUCUGGGAUGAGGGAACAUGUGCCCCCCUUGCAUAUGGCUGAACUACAGUUCCCAUCAGCCACUGGCACAGCAUGGUCAGCAGUCCAGGGAUGAUGGGAAUUGGGGUCCACAUGCCACCAACCUCUGCUUUAUUAUGGAUGCUUUGGAGUGCAGUCGAUCCAAGGAUGCCUUGAAAUGUCCACAAGCAUUACUCUUUGGAAUCCAAAGUUUUGUCAACAGCUGGGCCGCUGCCCUGCAGAUUCUCUCCAACCCGUGAGCUGGUGAAUCGCCUACGCUGACUUCCAAACCAUCCUAGUAGCUUCAGCAGCCUUGGCGCAAUGACAGUGAUAGCGGCAAGACCCAGGAUUCCUAGAGGGAUCACUGUUCCAAAAGUUUGUUUCACCACUUUUCUUGGGCUCCAGGUCUGUACUGGAGACCCGCCAUCAAUGCUUCCCCCGGGCCCCCAAAACCUGCAGUUCGGAGGGGCCCAGCCGUAGUUGCAGUGGCAGUUAUUGAGGUUGUUACAAAUACCUCUGUCACUGCACUUUUUCUUGGGAUCACACGCUAUCUUCUCCCUGGAAAUGCACUUCCGGUUCUUGCAGAGUUUCCCAGAGUCACAUGGAGUGCCGUCAGGCACCACUCCAAGAUCCACAAAAUCUGUCCCGCCGUGGUAGGCCAUGCUCCAGCAGGCAGCACCAGACACCUCAGUGUGGGUCACGGAAUAGUGUGGUAUUGAAGGUACCUCUACGACGUUGGUACACUGAAUUCUCCCGCACUUUACGUCUUGAGGCUGGCAUUUCACAAAAGUACUUCCUGUCGAAUCGCCGCCACAGUUGCCAUACUCAUUCCCCACAGUAUUCAGAGACUGAAAGCAGGAUGCCUUAGCCGCUCUGGCUCCAUAGCCAAAGAUCCUGGCACACAGGAAGUUGUGAGUCCAACACUGCUUGGCGUAACAAUGGGAGCUGUGUUCGCUGCACGGCGUCCCGUCUUGCAUGUACACAUCAUUGGGGCACCACUCAGAUUUCCCACUACAGUACUCAGGAAGGUCACACUCAUUGAUCUGAAUUCGGCAAAGGUUUCCCUCUGGAAGGAAGCUACAGUUUUUACAACAUUGCCCAGAAGAGCAUUGUGCAUGUGGCUUCAAGGUGCAGUCAGUGUUGCAGCAAGGAUCCUGCCUGCACCUCUGCAAGCUGCCACAGUCACAUUCUUCCCCCUUAUCCAGCAGUCCAUUGCCACAACGCUUGAAAGCUAUUGUUUUGGGGGGCGUGUUGGCCAGGCAGUCCAGGUGCCCAUGCAGCACAAGUUCUGCAUAAGUAUGAAUGCUGCAGUUGCUGAACUUGCUCGUUUCCGCCUGGUACGAAUGCAUGACACAGCUUUUGUAUCCUCCACAAACACAGUUGGAUUCGUCGUGUUCAAGCCCCAUGUGGUGACCCAACUCAUGGGAAACGGCCCUUGAAAAGAGAAUUGGAUUCUUCUCCAAGUAGCUCAUAACCCCUGCAGAAUAGCUUGGCCUGCAGAUGGCAUUCCUGUACGACUUCCCGAGGGUGUGGUGGAACUUCUGGUGAAUGAACAGCAGGGCUGUGUCGUGCUUAACCCACUUCGCAAUAUUGUUCACUCUCCAGCUAUUGAAAGCAUUCAGAAGCAACCUGAUGUCAUUGGUAACCUCGAAUCGGUUGCCUGUGUUCCAGAUCUCCAGUCCGAUCAGGACAACAUGUGUGUGCACCUCGUGGAAAUGCACAUCAAUUAAGUUAAUUAUGUCCAAAAUGAGGUACGUCAUCCUGGUUUCAUUGGCACCUUCAAACUGAAACAGCUUCUGGUCCACAACAACGUACAGCUCAAUGUAUUUUGGGAGCCUCGGGUCAGGCUGGUGCCACUUUUCUAUCUUCCGUUCUUUUGCCUGACGCUUUGCAACUGGAGCUCUCAUUCCACACAUUGGCAGCCUUGGUUCUUUGAUCAAGUAGAGAAGGUGCUGAAAAGUUGAAGAAUCGUGGAAAGGUUCUAUGCCGUAAUUUCUGUCUCUGAUACUUAGGAAUCCUGUCAAGCCAGAGCAGGUCUUAAGAACCACAAGCGAAUUGGCUAUGCCAUCCACAUGCCCUUCAUGGUAGCAUUCAACAGGGAUGUAGGGAUGACUUUCGAUCCGUCUGCCCUGGGAACUGUAUGUGAAGAGUGGGAGGUUUUUGACCAGGAAGUCCUCCUUCCUGGGCUUCAGCUGAAUGACGUAGUCCUUUCCUGACACCUUGAGGAUAUAAGAAAGUUCACCCUUCUUGGCUUUCCCUCCCCAAAGCACCAACCGCCUUGGGAUAAUCACUUCGUACGACGUAGACUCAGGAGGAGGAAAUGAGCUGGUGGGAAGGAGGAACCCCAGCAAAAUAACAGGAUUCAUCAACUGCAGAAACAGCCAUUUGUGGAGGCCACCACUGCCACGCGCCAUGAUUUGCUUCCACUAUUUGCUAUCCUUAAACAGCCUAGAGUAGAGAUGAGACAGGCUGGGCUUUCUGACUUAACAUCCCCACCAAUCAUUAAUUCUCAAGGGGCUUUUAAAAGCUUGUCAGUGUGCUCAAGAAAACACAAGGCAAUACCCGCCACUACCACCACCUCUCUCUUGACAGUUGACGUCAUUUGGUUGUGAUACGAGUUUAAAAAGGUGGUGUGCCCACUGCGGUCUGGCAUUUGCAAAUGGAGUUAGGGUAACUAACCAAAACACUGGCCUUCCUUAAACUUUUGACUCUUAAACGCCUCCGCAACUUCAUGGCCUAGGUGCCACCAUUUUCUCUUCUCAGAAUCUGUUGUGGUCACCUUGCCAGGUGAUACCAAGGACCAAAAGGAGGAGGGGUGGACACUAGAGAGAGGAAGAUACCCAAUAAUUAUAUUCCUCUAGUCCAAGGAAUUAUCAUUUAAUCUUCUAAAGUGUACUUCCAGAGACUUAUAGAUGACAAAGGAGACAACAAAAAGGGAGGAGGAACCAACAUGCCUGCUUCAAAUGUCUUCUCCUGUGGUUUCUUCUGUGGUGGGAAAUUCCAUGACCAGGCUAACAGCUUCUCAUGCUUUUUUGAAUGUGGAACAUUCCGUCGGCUGAGGCAGGUGGGCAUUGGAAGAGCACGGAACAGGGUAGAGAGCAGCUGUUUGCUAUUCUCAAUGUGGAUCGGGACCCACUUAUUGCUGGAAUCCUGGCCAAGAGGGCUAACCUAGGCCACAUUCACACUGUGGGUUUAAAGGGGAAUUGUGAAGGAAGAGUACACAUGAGUAGCCGACAGGGACAGGGAGAAAGGUCAGGUGGGCUAAAGCUCAGAAUGAUCUCAGGCUUGCAAGAGAGGUGAAAGAUAAUAAUAAAGGUUUCUUUGGCUAUGUUCAAAGCAACAGGAAGUGUGGUAGGUCCUCUGCGGGGAGAAAACGGAGAAAUUGAGUGACAGAGAGAAGGUGGAAGCUGCUCAGCACCUACUUGACCUCUGUCCAAAAGGAAAUCAGUGCCUAACCUGGCGAUAACACAAUAAACAAUGCAAGGAGGGAACUGCAGCCCAGUAUAGGAGAAGAGGUGGGAAAGGUACACCUAGCUACGUUAAACAAAUUCAAAGCUCCCAGGGUCUGAUGAGCUGUACCCAAGGUGGUGCUGUUGUUUAGUCGUUUAGUCGUGUCCGACUCUUCGUGACCCCAUGGACCAGAGCACGCCAGGCACUCCUGUCUUCCACUGCCUCCCGCAGUUUGGUCAAACUCAUGUUCGUAGCUUCGAGAACACUGUCCAACCAUCUCGUCCUCUGUCGUCCCCUUCUCCUAGUGCCCUCAAUCUUUCCCAACAUCAGAGUCUUUUCCAAGGAUUCUUCUCUUCUCAUGAGGUGGCCAAAGUAUUGGAGCCUCAGCUUCAGGAUCUGUCCUUCCAGUGAGCACGCAGGGCUGAUUUCCUUCAGAAUGGAUAGGUUUGAUCUUCUUGCAGUCCAUGGGACUCUCAAGAGUCUCCUCCAGCACCAUAAUUCAAAAGCAUCAAUUCUUCGGCGAUCAGGCUACUAAAGGAGUUUGAGAAUGUAAUCUCAGAGCCUCUGUCUAUGAUCUUUUGAGAAUUCCUGGAGAACAGAUGAAGUCCCUACAGAUUGGAGGCAAGCAAAUGUUGUCCCCAUCUUCAAAUAAGGGGGGAAAGAAGACCCAGGUAACAGGUGAGCUCGACAUCAAUACCAGGGAAAGGCCCUAGAACAGAUAAUUCAACAGUCGGUCUGUGAGCAUUUAGAAAAGGAUGCUGUGAUUACUAAGACCCAGCGUGGGUCUCUCAAAAACAAGCCUUGCCAGACAAAUCUUAUUUCUUCUUUUGAGAAGAGUUAUGAGCUUGGUGGAUCGGGGGAAUGCUGUGGACAUAGUGUAUCUUGAUUUCAGUAAGGCUUUUGACAAAGCCCACCCAUGAUAUUCUUGUGAGGAAGAUGGUAAAAUGUGGGUUGAAUUAGGUAACAGGUGGAUUUGUAGCUGGUUGACUGACUGAAUGCUGGGUCUGGUGAGACACUUGCAUGUUUGCAAUGAUUUCAAUGACCUGCUUCCUUUUCCUGAUAAUGGGUCUGCCUGAUGCCUUCCCGUUCCCUGUCCAGUUGCCCCUCAAAACCGUAUUUGCUUGAACCCUCUGGUGGCCACAAUUUAAGGAGGAUAUUGACAAGUGGGAAUGUGUGCAGAGGAGGGCAACCAAGAUGAUCAAGGAUCUGGAAACAGGGCCUUAUGAAGAAAGGUUGAAGGAGCUGGAUCUAUGAUUCUGUGACCAUGCCUUAGUGCAAUUCAACCUGUAACCACACCUAGGCAAAGCAAAUCAUAUCCUUCCUCAACCCCUUGCACCCUUUUUCUUUUGCAAUACCUUCUGUGCUGAAUUGUCGAUUGCAAGCUGCCUGGGGCAGAGACCUGUCCCCUUCUCCUUUGGAAAGGCAUGACGUGUGCAGAUGGUGCUAUAUGGACAAUGCAUGGGUCUUCUGUGGGACAGACUGAUCUCAUAAUUCAGGCAUGUCCAAAAUCCGUUCCAGGGCCUAAUCCGGCCCAUCGUUUGGUUUAAUCUGGCCCCUGUGGCAGUUCAUUUACUUGGGCAAAAUCCUUUAUAAAAGCUCAACAACUUUGGGGCAAAAUUGUAAAGAAAGCUCAACAACGUUGGGCUUUCUUUGAAAAAUGUUUGGGCACCCCAUCAUAAUUGGAUUAAGGAUAAGCAAAGGAGGAAAAAGUCACUGCACUGCACACUCCUUAAGAAAUAAUAGCCCCAUUCAGCCCUUUGUUCCAACGCUUUGCAACAUAUAUACAUGCUUAAUAUAUUGGGGCAACAGACAAAACUGUGAUGGAAAGUGCAUUUAGACCAGCGAUGGGAGAACAUAUGGAAAGAACAGGUUCCCCACCUCCGAUUUAGAUCUGCACCCUCAUAAGCCAAACUGCCAAUGCCAACAAGCUCUGAAUGCAUUACGUGGGCAAUGGGAAGCUAUUCAUCAAAAACUGGUGGAGUUUAGAAACAGACCUCAUUAUUCUACAAAAUGCAGACUUUUUACUCUGCCCAAUUUUGCCAUGCAGAAGAUGGCUGGGGGUGAGGAAGCUGGCCAAUGGAGGCACUCAACUGAUCUUGAGACGAUACCUGCUGCUAAAAUGCUAAUCUGCAAUUUAAUUUCUAAAACUUUUUUAAAAAAACAAAAAACAACAAGAGCCAGAUACUUUUAAAAGUUUUAGUAAAAUUAUUUAUGUACACCAAUGCAUAAUAUUUACAUUUAUAUAAUACUGAUGGGCGGGGGAGAGAACCGAACUGAACCAUGGUACA